Molecule: messenger RNA, 820 nt
Organism: Dreissena polymorpha
Lineage: Eukaryota; Metazoa; Mollusca; Bivalvia; Myida; Dreissenidae
Exons: 6
Coding region: 20-820 (266 amino acids)
Source: RefSeq, a predicted model, not a curated record
CAGGAAGGCGAUUUAGUGCAUGAUCUGUAUUGCAGGGGGACUACAGGGUACCGAGGGGGCGUGUAAGCCUAGAGACUGCUACUCCACCGCCUCCAUGUUACAGACGUGCGAUAAGUAUACGAGCAUGCUGCAGUGUAUGAAACGAGAGUAUGACGGCUGUACGAGCAACGCGGACCAGCAGUCGGUUAUCACCACAAUACUGGCCAUCAGACGGAAACCAAUAUGUGGCUGGGACGUGCAGAAGAUUACUGCGCUGAUGGCGUCACGCUCUGACCUCGUGUCGUCGAUGCUCAGGCGCUCAGACGGCACAGCCAUGUUGGCACUUGCAGAUGACGAUUCUUUCGAUGACGAUGGUCCAUUCGGCGACGAUGAUUCAAAGGAUGACGAUAUCGAUGGUCCGUUUGACGAUGUAUCAAUGGUCGAUGACGGUCCCUAUGAUGAUGACGACGGUCCCUUUGAUGAUGACGACGGUCCUUUUGAUGACGACGACGGUCCCUUUGAUGAUGACGACGGUCCCUUUGAUGAUGACGACGGUCCUUUUGAUGACGACGACGGUUCCUUUGAUGACGACGACGGUUCCUUUGAUGAAGACGACGGUCCCUUUGAUGAUAUGGGACAUAGGGGUUUGCUGCCAUCACUUGCAGGGUCUCCGCGUUAUAAAGCUGUCCCUCCCCCGGCCCCGGGCAUUAUAACCGACAGAGGGGGCGCUAUGAUGGUUAGAGGCUCAUCCUCAAGACAUGCCUAUUCGGGAAGCAGUUCUGUCCACAUCACCAUAGCAACUGUGUUGCCAUGGGCUGCUUUUAUACGUUUUGUUAUGUGA